CUAGGGCAAAGACUUUCAAAAUGAGAUUUUAAUGGCAUGUUAAAUGCUCCUGCAACAUUUGCAACCAACCUUGUACUACUUUCACCAGCUUAUAUUUACUUCUCUCUUCUACAUUUUUUCUUUAUAUAAUCACACACUCUCCUAACACCUUCAACUCACUCAAUUCUUUCCAUAUAUCUCUAUCUGUCUCCUUUUCUAUCACUGUUUAUCCUUAUAAAUUGGACUUCUCUUGUUAAGGAUAAAGGAGAUACUGAGAAUGGAGAUGAAGAGUAGCAUGAGGAAGCCAGCUUCAUUGUUCACAUUGGCUGCUAUGGUUGCUCUAAUUUCUCUGAGUUUGGCCAUUCCUGUCAUGUCCACUACUGGUUAUAGUCCUUACUCUCCUGCAACACCAGGUGGAGGUGACAAUGACAACAUUAACUGUAACAAUCCCCCACAUGGCGGUAGUGGAAGCAGCGGUUCUCAUCAUGAUUCUCCCACUCCCUCCAAAUCAACUCCUUCCAAAUCUCCUCCUUCAGACCACCACGGCAGCGGUGGUGGAAGCAGUGGCUACUCUCAUUCUCCUCCACCGUAUACCCCGACUCCAGCAACCCCCGUGCCCGUCACCCCCACCCCGAAAACUCCUACCCCAACCACUCCCAUUAUUGUAAGCCCACCAACUGACCCUGGUACCCCAACUUAUACCACCCCCACCAUCCCUACCCCAUCAUCACCCAUUUCCCAUGUCCCCACCACACCUACAGUUGGAUUAACACCACCAAUUCCCUUCAUUCCAUACACACCUCCAUCAGUUGGAACUCCUCCUUUCACAUUUAACCCUAGCUCACCCGGACCCUUUCCCUGCACAUUCUGGAGGACACACCCCACGAUGAUAUGGGGAUUGGUGGGGUGGAACGGGAACAGCGUCCGCAGCAUGUUCGGGAUGGGAAGUGGCAGUGGCGCGGGAGGGUUCGGGGCAGGCAUGAGCUGUCUGGAAGCGCUAUCGAACACCCGCACGGACGGACUGGGAGAGCUGUACAGGGAAGGAACGGCUGCAAUGCUGAACGCACUGUCCAGCGGCAGGAGCUUCCCUUACACAGCAGACCAAGUGAAGGUUAGCUUUGGGCGCGCCGCACUUAGCUCCAGUGAUUCUGCCGCGGCUGCUCAGGCCAAUCUCUUCAAGCUGGCUAACGAGGGACACCUCAAGCCCGCAGCCAGGCGUUAGGGUUUCACCAUUUUCAUGCAUGCAUUUUAUUGUUAUUAAUUAAUUAAUGUUGUUCUUAAUUAUUUCUCGCUAUCAAUCUACGUGUUCUUAGGAUGAUGGUCGAAUAUGGUGUGGGUGUUUUAUUUUGUUGGAUCUUAAUGUGACAGUACGAACAAUAUUAAUUACUACGUAUAUUCAAACUAAAAUAUUUUAUAUCUUGCUAUUUUGCCAACAUUUGUCUCCAAUAUAAUUCUGCAUUUAGAUGUCAGUGUUAAACUUGUUCAUUCUUCC
Cuscuta europaea is the source of this 1471-nucleotide messenger RNA. Lineage: Eukaryota; Viridiplantae; Streptophyta; Magnoliopsida; Solanales; Convolvulaceae. The record is from the annotation of a GenBank genome assembly.